This is a messenger RNA of Phymastichus coffea, 2511 nucleotides long. RefSeq names its product lysyl oxidase homolog 2A (gene Loxl2). Gene Ontology annotation, molecular function: protein-lysine 6-oxidase activity; copper ion binding. The record is from RefSeq and is a predicted model, not a curated record. Bases 593 to 2182 code for a protein of 529 amino acids. Lineage: Eukaryota; Metazoa; Arthropoda; Insecta; Hymenoptera; Eulophidae. Gene Ontology annotation, biological process: peptidyl-lysine oxidation. The transcript is spliced from 8 exons. Gene Ontology annotation, cellular component: membrane.
UGUUACGGUAAUUCAAUAACAACGCGCGUAAUCGCAAAAUGAAAGAUUACAUUCAGUAUACCUCACGAGACAAUUAUAAUAAUUAUUUACUCACGCCAAAUUGACGUUGAACAGAGAUUACAUGUGUUUUCAAUGCAAACGUUUGAAUACGUACAAAAAAUUUCAUUCUUAAUACGAAACCUUAUCAUUAUACGGUCAAACGUAUCAGUAGUAAUUGUGUUCCAUCAGUGGGGGUCCUUUAUUUGGAUAAUAGUCUGUCCCAUAAUAAUCCAACAAUUUGCGAUUCAAUCAGAAAUUAUUUAAAAAGUAAGAUAUCGCCAAAGCAAGCUAACCCUGAACGAACAAUAUUGAUGUGUCAGGCGAAAUUUAUAACUUGUCCGUGGCGCUCCGCCGCGUGAUAAAUGCAGUAGUCUAGGUACGGCUGAGCUAAAUCCAGCGAUGAUAAAGAAAAUCAUAAAAGGCAUAAUAACAAAUCAAAUGAGCGAGCAAGUCAACUGUAAGAACGAUUGACCCGAUAAUCAUUGAAAGUGCCGCAACAACUGUACGCAGCGUAGCAGUCAAUUAUACCGUAGGAAACAGGCCUGUUGAAAGAAUGAAAGCUCCAAUGAAGAUUCUGCUAUGCACGCUGCUCGUCAGCGCAACGGCCGCAGAGGAACUCGUGGAGACAAUGUCAAAGUCAGAGUUACGUCGCGUAUUCCUGCAGGCCAAGCACUUCGCCUUGAAGAAAGAUUAUCGCCGCUUGAAGAAGCAGGACGGCGCGAUCAAGCUGGUAGGCGGCGAGAGACCUGCAGAAGGCAACGUGGAGAUCCUACACAAGGGCAGAUGGGGCAAUGUAUGCGACGACGAGUGGGACGAGAUGGAAGCAAGGGUCGUCUGCAAGCAGCUCGGAUACACUUCUGGCAGAGCCAAGCCUACCUACGACGCCUUUUUCGGACAGGCAAGAAGACGCUACUGGAUGACGAAUCUGCUGUGCGAGGGCAAUGAACGCGAGCUGGCGCGAUGUCGCUUCAACGGCUGGGGCCAAGUUCACUGCAAAGCCAGCGAGGCGGCUGGCGUGAGCUGCGAGGACGAUAGCGACGGCAAGACGACGAUUGAGGGCCGCGCGUCGAACGUGAGCUUUAACCAGACAAAGCGCAAGAGCCGGAUAGGGGACAGUCCCCGCGGCGGUGUAGCACUGAGACUCGUCGCCGGUAGCUUUCGUCAAGGCCGUGUCGAGCUGAGAUUUGCCGACUCGGAUUGGGCUGCAGUUUGCGGCGACGGCUGGUCUCUGCGGGAAGCCGCCGUGGUCUGCAGACAGCUGGGACUUGGAUUCGCUGCCCAGGCCUAUCAGAGCAACGUCUUCGGCGCGGCGCGCGUCCCCAUGGCCGCCAGUGGGAUUAAUUGCCGUGGCGAUGAGAGACAGCUCGCCGAGUGCAGCCAUGACACCGUACUUGAUUGUCCUGGGGUGGGCGAGAACGUCGCCGGAGUGACGUGCACUCAACGCAUCGCCGACUUGGUAUUGGACCACACUGAGCUGGAGCGCACUGCCCACCUGGAAGACCGUCCAUUGUAUAAUUUGCAGUGCGCCAUGGAGGAAAACUGCGUGGCAUCGCAGGCAUAUCGGUCGCAGCGCGAAAACCGAGAUUGGCAUUGGGAAAGCCGAAGGCUGCUGCGUUUCACCGCGAGGGUGCUGAAUUUGGGCUCGGCCGACUUCCGACCCGCGCUUCCGAAACACCUCUGGGAAUGGCACAUGUGUCAUAUAACCGCUACAGCACGAACGGUUCCACUGAUGAAACGAGGUGAAAAGAAAGAAAACACAUGUCAAAGGCACUACCACUCGAUGGAGGUAUUCGCGACAUUCGACAUCAUCGAUUCGAAGGGCAGGCGCGUGGCCGAGGGUCACAAGGCUUCCUUUUGCCUUGAGGAUAAUCAGUGCUUACCAGGUAUAUGGCCUAGGUACAGAUGCGCGCAUUACGGCGACCAGGGAAUUUCGGUGAAUUGUAGUGAUAUUUACCGGCACAACAUCGACUGCCAGUGGAUCGACAUAACAGAGCUUGCUCCGGGAUCCUACACGCUCAAGGUCGCGGUGAAUCCGGAGGCGAAGGUGGGGGAGAUGUCGUUCGACAAUAACGCCGCCACGUGCAAGCUCCUCUACGCCGAGACGUUCGCCAAAGUCCAUAGCUGCGUGAUGGGCAGACCCUAAUGGACUCACACUUGCACAGAGCGCGCAGGCAUAUAUCGAGAGAGCAGAUUCGAUUGUAAAUGCCAUUAACGAGAGCGACCCCCUUUGUCGACACCGCGUCUCGCUGACUUUGCACCUGUCUGUGUGCCGCGCGCUGCGUACAUGCGCGUGCCACUGUGUGGCCGAGGCUUACAAUAUUGACCUCGAUGCCCUGCCAUACGCCCAGCACUGCCCGCCACCAACUUCAUACACCUACCCUUUUUCGAUGCUGCUCGCGAUUGCGAAAGCUACCUCUCCUCCUUUAUUGUGCGCGAGUUUGUUGCGUACCAAUGGCGGAUUUUUUACUUGUA